GUGCAGUAAUCCCGUUAGCCGCGGGCGGCCGGUGUGGAGAUCUCAGCAGACCUGUGCCAGCUGCGCCGCACUCUGGACCUCUACGCCAGCGGCAUGCAGAACCCCCUGUAGACACACAGGAUGUUUAACUGGGUGGUGAAAGUGGCCCCACAACCCCCUGAAGCUCCUGGAACAGACGACGCCGCCAAGACCCCCGCCGGCGGUUCAACAGGGAAGCAACCUCCACAGAAAAACUCGGACGAGAAUUCAGAGGACAGCCAGGCCCAGGAGGGAGUUUUAGGCUGGCUGUCCAAUGGGUUCGUCAGUGCCUUGCCUCGACCUUCGGCUUCCCCUCGACUCAGCAGGUCCACCUCUGACGCCAAGCCAGGAGAGGAUGGAGAAAGGUCUGGAGUGAUAGGUUGGGUGACUCAGGGUCUGACCAAGCUGUUGCCUCAGCCUGAGGAGAAGUACAAGGAGGCGGAAAACAAUGACGAACCCACCGAGAUCUAUGAAGUCGAAACGAUGCCUGAUUUUGAUCCCCUCCCACACAUCCCAGUGGUGGAGAUUUUGUCGGAGGACGAGUCGGAGGUGGAGACGCCUCAGUUCCCUCCAAACGUGGUGACGUGGAUAAAUCGGAUGGUCCCUCAACCAAUUUUACUGUCCCCUGGUGCCGUACCCAUUGAGCCAUCAAGCAGGGCAUCCCAUUCCUCACUGGACAAAAGUACAUACACUCUGUGGCAAUUUUUGUCUCCACCACCCGAGUCCCUCAGUGGAAUCUCACUGGAUACUGACAGCAAGGCCUCAGCUGUGGUUGGCUGGUUCGUGUCAGGACUCGGCCUGAAGAUGCCUCAGCCUGCACUUCCAUCCAGAGAUAAUGCUGAGAGUGCGACUGAAGUUCUACAGAAAGCUUCAUCCAAACUCAGACUUGACCUGGUCCUCGAAGACGUGGACUCGGACAACGAGGACGAGCAUAAACUCCAAGAUCAGUCCAGAGCUGCAGCGCUGACUCGGGAAGUGACACAGCCGGCACAGGCCGACCCGCAGCCAGAAUCCCCAGACAGUGUGGGAAGGUCUCAAGAAGACGCCGAGACCCAGAGGGGCCGCUGGACGCCCUUCAUCGAAAACAUCAAGAAGAAGGCCGAAGGUGCUGCUUUUGCUAACAUGGAGGAACGUCUGCUACAGGAGCGCGUGGACGUGGCACGGAUUGCUGAGGAGGUGGCCAGAGAGACGGCUGAGACGGCCAUCAGACAGAGGACCAGUGAGGGGCACUCCAUUAAUUUAUCACUGGGGAGUAAAGGACUGCUGCAAGAGGAGCCUGAAGUCGAGCUGCCAGUGGAACAAGAAGAGGAGAGCGAAGUUGACCAAUUCACAGAGUAAGAAUACUUAUAUGCAGCCUUAAAAUCCUUUGUAGGACCCUUGACUUACUUUGUCUUUCCCUUGUAAUAGUGCUUUUGUGCCUUGAAAUAGUUUUUAUAUCAUUGUAAUUAUAUAUUAACAAAGUUCUAAACUUAAAAACUAUCCUGAUGACUUGAAGAGGAAACAUCACUGUCUCGAGUAACUUGUUGAGCAGAUGAUGAAAGUUUAGCAAGUGACUCAGUGUUGGAUGAAGUAUUCAGAUCCUAUAUUUAGGUAAAAUAAUCAACUCCCUUGUUGUUUGAUUGACAACUAGCGGUAGAGCUGAUUUAAAUGACUGGGUUCCCCAAAAGUACUGUUGGGUAGUUCAAACAAUAACAAUGCAUCUUUUGUUUAAAUGUGUAUAGCUCAGACUAUCAGAUGAAUUAAGAUGAGUGAAGUUGGUGCAAGCAUGAGUACAAGCAGCUGCAUGACAUGAUCCUGAAGCGGGCCACUAAGGCGUGCAGGUAGACCUGCUGUCUCAGGCUACCGCAUGGAUCCUGGUCCCAGUCCGAUCCAGCAGUCAUUUGCCUGACAGCGCCCAAAUCCUGUGGGUUCUCGUUAUGUGAUCUUUGCCGCGCUCUGCCUCGGCAUCGCACUGCCGUGUCAUAGCAACGGCAGCUUCCCUUGGAAACGAAACGGUUACCCCGGUAACAGCGUGCACCUGCUGCUGCUGUUUCACUUCUGGAGACGCACGCAGAGAAAACGAUGGUCGGAAAUGUAUUGGGACAUUUGUCUACGAUGUUGUUUUUCUAAAAUGUUCCGAAAUCUCCCGGUAUGGUUUUAACGACCUCACAGCCGAGUUUGUGCCGCUUAUUGCGUCUCAACGCUCGUGGACAUUUUGUGUCUCAGCUGCUAACGAUAAACGCGCGUGAAUACUGACAGAGAAAGUGAGUAUACCUCGCGAUGACGUUGUGUUUAUGUUUUAGGCUAACAUAGGUAAUUCAAUAAAUAACGUUGUUGUUUUACACUAACUUUGUGAUGCAAUAAGCGUCACGGGCUAUUUGUAACCAAGUCAGGCCGCGUUGUAGUACCCCAGAUAGCAAAAAACAUCGGCACGGCUUCUAUUUCCCGCCGGCGCUAAGCUGUCGGCUAUAGGUGCGUCCCGCUGGCGGGGAGACGACAAAGGUAGCUUAGCGUAGCACAGAGAAUAUAGAGGGAGGGUGAACAGCUUGCUCGGUUGUCUUCUCUCUUUAAUUGGCAGUUGAAUCAUGUUUAUCAUUUCCUCAUCCUGUUUGAAAAAGUAUUUAAAAAAAGAUGUCAAUGUUGUCUUUAUUUUUUUCAAACCUCAAUGUUUUAUUUAUUUUGCCUUUAUCAGUUAGGUAUUAAUUAGCAACCUGUUGAAAUGUUUGAGACAUUUUAAAAGUCCCUGAAAAAAAGAAAUAAAAUCCAAGCACAUUAUAAAUGUUAUUGAUACGACGCAUAGAAGGAACUGCAGUGUUUUUUGUGUUCAGAAGUCUUUCGGGCGGGGCUAAGACGGUGGUGACUUUUCCCCAAAACAAGGUUUGCCUUUUCCCCCCACAGGUUAUACUGUUACUACGCAUGCGCAAGGGUUUGGGUAUGUGCGCGACUGUCAGUGGAACAGCUAGCUAGCAAAACAACCCAGCCCGCCAGAACGGAAGUGGAUUGCAUAAAUGGGCGGAGUUUAGGAUGUAGAGCGGAAACGACUCAUAAACUUGUCCAUAGGCCUACAUUUUUCCCGGCUUGUUGAGAAGCAGAUGAUUGGCUUUCCCGCGGGAGGGGCGGGACAUGAAGCAGAUGAUUGGCUUUCCCGCGGGAGGGGCGGGACAUGAAGUAGAUGAUUGGCUUUCCAGCGGAAGGGGCGGGACAUGUGCAUACAGUCGCCAUCUUUACCGUUACGUAUUUUUCUUAAAAACACGUGUUGAAGUGGCGUGUCUCCUACUUGGUUCUACUCGAAGUUGCUACAGCCUGGAGUCUGAAGUCAUCGACGUCGACUCCCAUCGUUUAGAUGCUGUUUGCCAUUGUUCAGUUUAUCGACGAGGAGGAUCUGCCAUUUGCAGUGGUUCCCAAUCUGUGGCUCAGCGGGGCCAUAUGCUAUUGGCCCCCAUUUACCCUCCGCAAGUAAGACAAAGGCAACAAUUUAGCCAUCCGUUGCACGCCUCCACACAGCACCUGGGAAAAACAUAAUUUUAAGUUCAUGAAGGGAGCAGAAUCUUGGCAAGAGGCGAAAAGAUAUUUGGAGCGCUUCCAAACAGGUUCCAGCGUUGAAAAAACAACAGACGACAACAAGAAGAGAAAGCGAAAGAGAAUCUUAAAUUCCAAGCACCGACCCCAGGCCUCUUCUGACGAAGAGGAGUCUACUCUUCCGGAUGCACUAGCUGUGCUGAGUUUUGAAAAAAGUGUUCCCGGUAACAAGUUUUCCGUGCUGCCCGAUACUCCAGAAGUUUCAUUCGGGCUAGAAAACCAGGAAAACGUUGAGCCAUCUGUAGACUUCAGAGCUGCACAAUGUUUCUUGUCCACUUCUAAGAGCCAAGAGUUUGAGUACAAGAGAAAGUCAACACUCAGUAAUGGGCCCUUGGACUCCCUGGAAAUCACGUGUACAGCAAGUUUCCAACACCGAAGGGGCCAUACGGAAGAAUCCGGCAACCCAGGAUGCCACUGAUGAGGCGGUCCAGGUUAAUGUAAUGCGUUACCUGAAAGGAGCAUCUGACCGCGAAGGUGGAAAAAGGCGCCGCACAACAGAGAGGGACCCGCAGCCGACUCCUCAAACCUAGGAUGUCUAGACUACUGACACCCCAGCAUGUUCUAUUCUGUGACAAAGGGUAAAAACCAGACGAGGCAGCUUACUGGCUGUUGGCGGUGUUGCCACACGAAGACGACAGAACUGUGCCAGUGCACCAUAAGCCUGAUUAGCUGGACUCACUUCCUCGCCGCAAGAAGAGCUCUAGCCUCAGCCUUCGUCCAGCUGUCAACGUAGAGGAUGUUGACUCGGAACAUGAGAAAGGAGGGGAAGGAGGGGCAGCUGGGGAGGAACAGAGCAUCGUCCCCAAAAGCCUCCCCCCUCAGGACCCCAAACUUACAACCCUCACCGUCCCUGUGACCCCGUCCGGAGGUUGUCAAAGGUAUGAAAUACUUCUUCUGUUUUACCGAGAGGUUUACACUGUUUAUUUAGUGAACACUAGCCGGGGAUCAUGCUGUAAAUACAUUCAGGGGCUGAGUUUAGGCAUCAACAGUUCAUUUAGGCUGUGCAUUACACCACUUUCAAUCUUUUCCUCUCCCCUCCCAGAUAAAGAGUAAGAAAACUGCAUAGAUCGGUUGAGUUGUAGUGCGUGUAAUCUUCUUUCAACAGUCAUUAUUGUUUUUCUCCAGUAAAACCACACAUAAGCAUGUUAUUUGAAGUAUGUCAAGGUGCAAUCUUCUCUGUGGGCAAAGGGGAGAGUUUUCAACCAAAAUGAGAUUUUAUAGAAUAUUGGUAUCGGUGGCAUAACGCAAGAAUGUCAUUGAAAUCAAACAUUCCUUUUGAAAUGUAAAUGAUUCUAGUGACAAAGAAUUGUGUCUAUCGUUUAUGGCAGGGGUCUUCAACGUUUUUCAGGCCAAGGCCCCCCAAACUGAUGAUAGAGAAGGGACCCCCUACUAUAUAAAUUACAUAAAAUUGUGUUUAUUAUAUACUGGGCCUAGUGCCAUAUAAACAUAGCUACCCUGUUAUUGUGCAUUCAAUACUAAGCUAUUCAAAUAAGACACAGGUUAAUAUAUUCAUUAAGAUUUUUAUUUUUUAACAUUGAAUUUAACAUUUAACAACAUGAAAGGUAUAGUGUGGCCGUGCCACUGCCAUUUAAAAACAUACAUCUUGCAUACAACUCUGAGCUAAAUAUUAAUAACAACUUAUUAAAAUAUUUCACAUAUUUGUUUUUAGUUUAACAUACAUAAAGAAGCGACAGUGAAUCCUCAAGCAUCUGUAGAUGGCACACAUACUUCCACAUUAGUGAGCUGUCUGACCCUGAUGUGUAGCGCACAACUUAACUAACCUCGGACGGAUGGACGUUGUCAGGCAGAGGGUCAUAUCAGCCUCAGGCUGCAGCCUUGACCUGUAUUUGUUUUUCAGGUAGGUGAGUAAGGAAAAUCCACUUUCGGAAAGAUAAGUUGUUGCAAAGGGCAAAAGGCUCAUCAUUGCUUUUGAUGCCAAUUGUGGAAAGUCUUUCUGGCAAGAGAUCCAUUCGAUCAGCUGAUCCUCCUCUGUCACUGUCAGCCGUGUGCCGUCUGCUGCGUUGUCUCUGAAUGGAAACUGUAUCCAUGCCUUGUCCCAGCGCCAGGAGUCAGCCUCAGAAAAGUAGUUCCCAAAUUGUCCUUCAAGCGCCUCGAAGUGCGCAACAAUUGCGCGUGUUACGGGAGGCGAGAGCACAGCAGAAUCCCCCAGCUCAUCCACUGACAGAAACAUG
This is a messenger RNA of Gasterosteus aculeatus aculeatus (three-spined stickleback), 5768 nucleotides long. Its product is annotated as cyclic nucleotide-gated channel beta-1-like. The record is from RefSeq and is a predicted model, not a curated record. Gene Ontology annotation, biological process: monoatomic cation transmembrane transport; retina homeostasis. NCBI's taxonomy places the organism in Eukaryota, Metazoa, Chordata, Actinopteri, Perciformes, Gasterosteidae. Gene Ontology annotation, molecular function: protein-containing complex binding; intracellularly cAMP-activated cation channel activity; cGMP binding. Gene Ontology annotation, cellular component: intracellular cyclic nucleotide activated cation channel complex; photoreceptor outer segment; plasma membrane.